CACGUUUUUCUUCCAAAACCCACUUGGGGGUCGAACAGCUCUGUCUAGAUUUUUGUUGGGAGCAGCUCGGGACACCCUAGUAUAUAUUGACACUCAAGGCCCACCAUGAGGGAUGCCAACGUUUUUGCAUUCCGGAAGGCCAUGCCUCGAAUGAGCUGGUCUCCGCGUAACCUCUACAACCUCUGGAGGCGCUCCUGCGGGGCCGAGGCCAAGGCCAUUGAUUUCACCCGCUCGCCUAUGACGCUCUUUCAACAGCGUUGGAUCUCGAAAGCACUCGUGCGUGCGUACCACGGCGACUUCAUAAACGAGAAAAUAUUCAAGCGGUGGUACCUCCCUGACACCCUUCCUGACGUGCGGCCUCGUCAGCACGCGCUGUCUAGUAGUGGUGAUCUCGACGCGUUCGCUGGACGUACCGAACAGCUGGAGAGAGCGAAGAAGAAAGCAUAUGAUGAGCAAAGGAAAGGCUUGGCUCCUGUGGGCAGUUUGAUGCUUGCAGAGGUGGAGCGACGCAUUGAUGUGUUCAUCUUCCGGUGCUGCUUUGCGCACAGUGUCUAUGAGGCACGGAGACUUGUCAUUCAUGGAUCCAUCCUGCUCAAUGGCAAGAAGCAUACGGAUGCCAAUACACGUUUAGCCCCAGGUGACAUGAUUUCCGUUGACCCUGCAGCCAUUCGUUUCCUCCAAGAGCCCGGGUCUUCUAUGGCAGAGUCCGAAGGCGGACAACCCCGAGACCCGGAGCCUAAAACCGAGUCCUUGGAUCCUUCCCAUACCAAUCCUGCUGCAAAACUUACAUCUACAAAGCCCUCGUUAACGCCUUUCCACCUCCCACCAUAUGCGUCUCCUUUCAUCUUCAUCCCUGCCUAUGCAGAGGUCUCCUUCCCCACCUGCAGCGCUAUAUAUGUGCGCCACCCAACGGCACGCCCGGGAUACAGCGAAAUUCCAACACCCUAUGACGCCGAUGGUGAAGUUAUUCGGCUGGCAUGGGAAUGGUAUUCAAAGAUGCGUCCAAGGACGAGGAGUAAGAGCCAGAUGGCAAGGGAACCAGAGAACCGUAGAGUCGGCAGCCAGUAGGUGUGUCGUGGUCAGGAUACGUCACGAUGCCACAUAGGGUUUUCGGAUAAAUUCGAUUAAUGCUUGCCUGUUGCUCACUCACCAGGUCGCAUCUUGCUGCUUGGGAUAUACUGAGAGAUCAAUCCUCGUUUUGGCUUUCCAGUGAUGACUGUCAUGCCUAGAUUCUAG
Molecule: messenger RNA, 1236 nt
Organism: Suillus clintonianus
Lineage: Eukaryota; Fungi; Basidiomycota; Agaricomycetes; Boletales; Suillaceae
Exons: 3
Coding region: 106-1068 (320 amino acids)
Biological process (GO): positive regulation of translational fidelity
Cellular component (GO): mitochondrial small ribosomal subunit
Molecular function (GO): rRNA binding; structural constituent of ribosome
Source: RefSeq, a predicted model, not a curated record